AUGUCUCCACGACUCGCCUUCAUUGGCCUGGGACGCAUGGGCUUGGGCAUCUCGGAGAAUAUUCUUCAUCAUGGCGACAUCGACAAGCCGCUGGUGCUCUACAACCGCACCAUGGAGAAAGCCCUUGACCACAGUCGCCGGCUGGGAGACUGUCAGGUUGCCGAGUCAAUCCCCGCGGCGGUUUCUGCGGCGGAUAUCGUCUGGCUCUGCCUGCAGGACCAGGAGGCCGUGGAGGAGGCCUUCGACCAGAUCCUGACGACGGAUCUCCACGGGAAGCUCUUUGUGGACAGUUCCACGACGACUCCAGACACGGCCAACUCGAUCGCCCGGCGCGUCUGUGACGCGGGCGGCGAGUUCGUGGCCGCACCAGUGAUGGGGGGCCCCCCCAUGGCCUUGACCCGGUCUCUGAUCUGCAUCGCCAGCGGGCCCGCGGGGUCUGUGGACCGUGUCCGACCCUACCUGAACGGCGUGAUGUGUCGGAAGGUGGUCGACCUGAGCGGCGAGGAUCCCGGCCGCGGGUUGCUGUUGAAGCUGAUGGGCAACUUCCUCAUCAUGGCGACCAUGGAGACGGUGGCGGAGGCGCACGUCUUCGCGGAGAAGAGUGGCAUCGGCAUCGACAACAUGAACCGGCUGAUGUCCGCGGUGUUCCCCGACCCGCCCCACGCCCUGUACAGCCGGCAGAUGCUGACCGGGGAGUACCAUUCGGGGACGCCCCUGGUGGAGGUAUCCAAGGCGCUGACGCUGAUGGACGAGGUGCUGGAUCUGGCCCACCAGUGUGGCGCCUCCAUCAAGAUCUAUGAGACUGCCCGCGAGCAUAUGCAGGCCGCGCAGGAGCUGGGGGGUCCAAAUACGGACAUCGCGGGGGUCUAUGGGGCGGUGCGCGUGGAGAGUGGAUUGCCUUUUUGGAACACCCCGGAGUAGCC
Molecule: messenger RNA, 923 nt
Organism: Aspergillus heteromorphus CBS 117.55
Lineage: Eukaryota; Fungi; Ascomycota; Eurotiomycetes; Eurotiales; Aspergillaceae
Product: NAD(P)-dependent oxidoreductase
Exons: 4
Coding region: 1-921 (306 amino acids)
Molecular function (GO): NAD binding; NADP binding; oxidoreductase activity, acting on the CH-OH group of donors, NAD or NADP as acceptor
Source: RefSeq, a predicted model, not a curated record